Anarrhichthys ocellatus (wolf-eel) is the source of this 18164-nucleotide messenger RNA. It is a transcript of the gene csmd3b, whose product is annotated as CUB and Sushi multiple domains 3b. The coding region runs from base 1198 to 12141 and encodes 3647 amino acids. The record is from RefSeq and is a predicted model, not a curated record. NCBI's taxonomy places the organism in Eukaryota, Metazoa, Chordata, Actinopteri, Perciformes, Anarhichadidae. The transcript has 73 exons.
AACAGCAAAGAGGACACAAGAGUAUUCCUCUGCGUACAGCCUGAUGUUCCAAAUUAACCAACACCCACCCAAACAACAGUCUACUUUUACCAGAGUCCAUUUUAUGCUAUUAUUUCUGAGCAAAAGCACGUGAGUGGAAGCAGGAGCUUACAAGGAGCACUUGAAAGCAGCAUUUCUGUACUGGCAGGGAGAAGGAAGAGACGCACCAGCCGCUACACCCGGAGAAUAGACCGAAGUGCACCGAGCAGAGGGGAUGAUGCACGUCUCCUCUGGAUUUCUGACAGCAACUGGAAUUGUCAUUUGAUCUUUUUCUCAUCGGACUUUCACGGAGAACUAAAGGAGGACUUGUCUCCACGUGACGAGCAAGCUCCUGUUUGGCUUGUUUGGUAAGGCAAUUGAAAAGGAAUGACUGAUGGUGACGCUUAUGUGAAAAUAAGUCAGAUGAAUGGUGGACUCACGAGAGAGUGAUUCAUUUUGUCUUCUUUCAGGAGGGGUGAAGAUGCAACAUUUUGCUCGCGGCUGUCUGUGAGAGGAAAGGAGGAGAAGAAGAAGAAGAAGGAGGAAAAGAAGAGGAAGGUUUGACAGACGCACGAGUGAAGAGACGGAUGGGAGGAGGGUUAUCCGGCCACUAAAAAGAAAUACAAACAAAUCCCCCUGUACAUUCCCGAGACACCAAGGGGACCGGACACACCGCAGAGGGGAUUUUACAAGAGACACGCGAGACAGGAAAGGAGACUCGUACCGUGCGAAACGACACGGGAGGAGAGGCUUUUGAGGACGUGGGGGGGAGAAAGCCAAAUUAAAAGCGGGAUAUUUCAGAAUGGAAAAGGGAUGUAGCCCGGAGGCAGUGUGGAUUUGAAGCUCUCCCUGACUCUCUAGCACUCUUUUGCAAGAGAACGGGACGGAAUAGAGAGAUAUUGACGGCAAGCGUUGGAGAGUGGAUUUGAAGACAGAGACAACCUGUGUGCCCGUCCCAUCUCCCCCUCUGCUUGUCUCUCUCUCUCUCUCUCUCUCUGGAUGUUCACUGAAUUCAUUUUGGGGAUAUGAAGGAUUUAUCUCGUCUAUGUUAGAAGGAGGAGGCAAAGAAAACGCACGAGUCCCCCACAUCCCUCUCCCCCUCUCUCUCUCUCUCUCUCGCUCUCUCUCUCUCUGUCUCUCUCUCUCUCUCUCCCUCCGUUUUUCUGGAUGUGAAGCAGCAUGCGGCCCGGUGAGAGCUUAGAGGGCUCGCGCUCGGCUCGCGGAAGAUGCAUUGCUGUUAAUAAUAUUACCAAUAGCGGCACGGAACGCUGUCUCGCGCACCCCGCGUCGCCAAAGAGGAGUAUGAAGAGGGGGACGACGAAGAGGAGGAUCAGAGGGAUGAACGAGAGGAUGACUGACGGAGGAAUGACGGUGAUGCGCUGUUUUCUGUGGAGUCUCGUUCUGAGCUCGCUCUCCUCGCGCGCGCAAGGUUUCAUCUACACAUGUGGUGGCACACUGAAAGGCCGAAAUGGCAGUAUAGAAUCGCCAGGCUUUCCCUAUGGCUACCCCAACGGGGCCAACUGCACCUGGGUCAUUGUCGGGGAGGAAGGAAGUAGAAUCCAGCUCAUGUUCUUGUCAUUUGCCAUCGAAGAAGAAUACGACUUCCUGUCCUUGUAUGAUGGACACCCGCAUCCUGCUAACUUCAGGACCAGGAUAACAGGCUUCCAGAUUCCUACGCCUGUCACCAGCACAGGAAAUGUCUUCUCUUUGAGGUUGACCAGUGACUUUGCUGUGUCUGCACAUGGCUUCAAACUCAACUACGAAGAACUCCACAGCACAUCCUGUGGAAACCCCGGUGUCCCACCUAAAGCAGUGCUAAGUGGUGCCGGCCGCUUUGCUGUGGGAGACCAUGUGCAGUACAGCUGUGUCCCUGGUUACGUCUUAGACGGCCAUGCAACACUCACCUGCAUUACCAAUGCUGGAAACACCGCCGUUUGGGACUUCCCUGCUCCGAUUUGUCGAGCUGAGGACACAUGUGGGGGCACUGUGAGGGGCGGCAGUGGGGUGGUGACCAGUCCCGGUUACCCCGGCAACUAUAGUAACCAGGCCGACUGUACUUGGAUCCUAUUGGCCGAACCUGGAGACACCAUCUCUGUCAUCUUUACAGACUUCCAGUCAGAGGAGAAGUACGACUACCUGGAAGUGGAGGGGUCUGAACCACCAACCAUUUGGUUGUCAGGCAGUAAUGUCCCUUCUCCCAUCGUCAGCAACAAGAACUGGCUCCGACUGCAUUUUGUGACUGAUGCCAACCACCGUUACCGUGGCUUCAGCGCACAUUAUCAAGGCCAAGAUGAAAUCAGAGUUGAUGUAGCCUCUCACCCUGUGAAGCGAUCAGUAGAUUUUAAAUCGCGGGGAGUUAAAUUAUUCCCUGGCAAAGACUCCAGCAACAAGUUUUCAAUAUUAAACGAAGGAGGAGUGAAACAGGCAUCCAACUCCUGCCCUGACCCGGGAGAGCCAGAGAAUGGAAAACGCCAUGGCAGCGAUUUCAGCAUUGAAAGUGCGGUGCAGUUCACUUGCGGAGAAGACUAUGUUCUUCAGGGCAGUAAAACCAUCAGCUGCCAGAGAGUGGCUGAGGUCUUCGCAGCCUGGAGUGACCACAGACCAGUCUGUAAAGUGAAGACAUGUGGCAGUAAUCUUCAAGGGCCGUCAGGAACCUUUACAUCUCCUAACUUCCCAAUUCAAUACGAGAGCAACGCACAGUGUGUGUGGAUAAUUACUGCUUCAAAUCCCAACAAGGUAAUCCAGAUCAACUUUGAGGAGUUUGACCUGGAGAUAGCCUAUGAUACUCUGACCAUAGGAGAUGGAGGGGAGGUGGGAGAUCCGACAGCUAUACUGCAGGUCCUAUCAGGGAGCUUUGUUCCUGACCUGAUAGUCAGCAUGACCCACCAGAUGUGGCUUCACCUGCAGUCAGAUGAGAGUGUCGGAUCGAUAGGAUUCAAGAUCAACUAUAAGGAAAUAGACAAAGAGAGUUGUGGGGACCCUGGAACUCCUCUAUAUGGAAUAAGAGAAGGGGACAGCUUCUCAAAUGGAGGAAUCCUGAGGUUUGAGUGCCAGUUUGGCUUUGAGCUGAUUGGAGAGAGAACUAUCUCCUGCCAAGACAACAAUCAGUGGUCAGCAAACAUCCCCAUAUGCAUAUUCCCCUGCAUGUCCAACUUCACAGCUCCCUCAGGAACUGUCCUCUCCCCAGAUUACCCAGAAGGCUAUGGGAACAACAUGAACUGUGUCUGGCUCAUCCAAUCAGAGCCAGGCUCCAGAAUUCAUUUGGCAUUCAAUGACUUUGAUCUUGAGGCGCCCUACGAUUCCCUAACUCUGAAAGAUGGCGAGACAAAUGAUGCCAGCGUGAUUGGGAGGUUCUCUGGAGCUGAGAAUCCUUCCCAUCUGACGUCCAAUACCAACACACUGAGGCUGGAGUUUCAGGCUGAUCACUCCAUGUCAGGGAGAGGAUUUAACAUCACAUACAGUACAUUUGGCCAUAAUGAGUGCCCAGACCCUGGUAUUCCCAUCAACGCUCGCCGCUUUGGAGACAGCUUCCAGCUUGGCAGCUCCAUUUCUGUGGUCUGCGAGGAUGGUUUCAUCAAAACCCAAGGAACCGAGACCAUCUCCUGUCAGUUAGAAAAAGGAAAAGUCAUGUGGAGUGGGCCCAUCCCUAAAUGUGAAGCCCCGUGUGGAGGCCACUACUCAGCCCCGAAUGGAGUGAUUUUGUCUCCUGGUUGGCCUGGUUACUACAAAGAUUCCCUCAGCUGUGAGUGGGUGAUUGAAUCAGAACCUGGACGCUCCAUCAAAGUCACAUUUGACAGGUUCCAGACAGAGCUGGGUUAUGAUUUUUUGGAGAUCCAUGAUGGGCCAAACCUCCUGUCUCCUCUGGUUGGCUCCUUCAAUGGUACCCAGGUGCCCCAGUUCCUGUUCAGCAGCAGCAACUUUCUGUAUCUACUGUUUACCACCGAUAACAGCCGAUCAAAUGCUGGCUUCAAAAUAAUAUAUGAAAGCGUUACAGUGGACAGCUACUCGUGCCUGGACCCUGGUAUCCCCGUCAAUGGGAUUCGGUACGGGCAGGACUUCUCCAUCGGGUCCACAGUAUCAUUUGGUUGUGAUUCUGGCUACAGACUCAGCCACGAGGAGCCACUAGUAUGUGAGAAGAACCACUGGUGGAGCCACACUUUACCUACAUGUGAUGCUUUAUGUGGCGGGGAUGUUAGAGGUCCCUGGGGAACCAUCCUUAGUCCCGGCUAUCCAGACAGCUACCCUUCAUCUCUCAACUGUACCUGGACCGUUGAAGUCAGCCACGGGAAAGGUGUCCAGUUUCAGUUCAGCUCUUUUCAUCUGGAGGACCAACACGACUACCUCUUGGUUACUGAAAACGGAAGUUUCGUGCAACCGCUGGCUCGCCUGACAGGCAACGAGUUGCCUAGCAACAUCAAUGCCGGUCUCUAUGGCAACUUCAAAGCCCAGCUACGAUUCAUCUCUGACUUUUCGAUUUCAUAUGAGGGCUUCAACAUAACUUUCUCUGAAUAUACUUUGGAGCCGUGCGAGGACCCUGGGAUGCCUCCGUUUAGCAGGAGAAAUGGCUACAGCUUUGGGAUUGGAGACAGUUUGUCAUUUUCCUGCAAUAUGGGAUACCGCCUGGAGGGGUCGCCCGAGGUAAUCUGUCUGGGAGGAGGGCGGAGAAUGUGGAGCUCACCUCUACCAAGAUGUGUCGCGGAGUGUGGUUCUUCCGUUAUAAACAAUGAGGGGAUCAUUCUCUCUCCAAACUAUCCGAUGAACUAUGACAACAACCACGAGUGCAUCUACAGCAUCCAGGUGCAAGCUGGGAAAGGCAUCAACAUCUCUGCUAGAACCUUUCAUCUUGCCCAAGGAGAUAUACUAAAGAUUUAUGACGGUAAAGACAGCGCAACCCACGUUCUCGGAGCAUUCACAGGAUCGUCUAUGUUGGGCCUGACGCUGAUCUCCACUUCAAACCAGCUGUGGCUGGAAUUUUACAGUGAUGGAGAAAGUACAGGGGAGGGAUUCAAACUGGUCUACUCCAGUUUUGAGUUGUCUCAUUGUGAGGAUCCAGGCGUGCCCCAGUUUGGCUUCAAGGUCAACGACCAAGGCCAUUUCUCCGGGAGCAGCAUCACAUACAGAUGUGAGCCCGGAUACACUCUGCACGGGGCCACCACCUUGAAGUGCAUGACAGGCGAAAGGAGAGCCUGGGAUAACCCUCUGCCUUCUUGUAUCGCGGAGUGCGGUGGUCGUUUUAAAGACAAGUCUUCAGGGAGGAUUCUUUCCCCUGGGUACCCUUUCCCUUAUGACAAUAAUCUGCGCUGCACCUGGACCAUCGAGGUGGACUCAGGAAACAUUGUGAGUCUUCAGUUAUUGGCCUUCGACACGGAAGCCAGCCACGACAUGCUGAAGAUUUGGGACGGACCACCUGAGAAUGAAAUGUCUUUGUCAGAGCUCAGUGGGUCUCUGCUACCCGAGAGAAUCCACUCCACACUGAACACCGUCACUGUUCAGUUCGAGACUGAUUUUUACAUCAGCAAGUCGGGAUUCGCUAUUCAGUUCUCAAGCUCAGUAGCUACAGCCUGCAGGGACCCAGGCGUACCAAUGAAUGGCAGUCGUAGUGGAGAUGGCCGUGAGCCGGGGGAUUCGGUGUCCUUUCAGUGCGACCCAGGAUACGAGCUCCAGGGGGACGACAAAAUCACCUGUAUACAAGUGGAUAACAGAUACUACUGGCAGCCCAGCCCGCCUGCCUGCAUAGCUCCAUGUGGAGGAAACCUGACUGGCUCCAGUGGAUUUAUUCUUUCUCCUAACUACCCACAUCCCUACCCUCAUUCCAAGGACUGUGAUUGGCUCAUUGCUGUCAACUCUGACUACGUCCUCUCGCUGGCUUUCAUUGGUUUCAACAUUGAACCAAACUAUGACUUCCUGUAUAUCUACGAUGGUCCGGAUAGCAACAGUCCUCUGAUUGGUAGCUUUCAAGACAGCAAACUCCCAGAGCGGAUAGAGAGCAGUUCGAAUACGAUGCAUUUAGCAUUCCGCAGUGAUGGGUCUGUUUCUUACACUGGCUUUCACCUGGAAUACAAAGCCAAGCUGAGGGAAUCAUGUUUCGACCCAGGUGUUGUUUUGAAUGGGACCAGGCUGGGAUCCGAUUAUAAGCUUGGCUCUACUGUCACCUUCUAUUGUGAGGCUGGAUACGUUUUGCAGGGCUAUUCUACCCUAACCUGCAGUAUGGGAGAUGACGGCAGACCUGGAUGGAACAGGGCAUUGCCUAGUUGUCAAGCUCCCUGUGGAAGCCGUUCUACAGGAACGGAAGGGACUGUUUUAUCUCCAAACUUCCCCAGAAACUAUACGUCUGGACAGAGCUGUAUCUACUCUAUAUCUGUACCUAGAGAGUUUGUCCUUUUUGGACAGUUUGUGUUGUUCCAGACAUCUCUAAAUGAUGUGGUGGAAAUCUACGAUGGACCAACUCAACAAAGCACGCUGCUUUCUUCUCUCUCGGGGUCCCACUCUGGUGAGUCUCUACCUCUGAGUACGGGAAACCAGAUCACAAUCAAGUUUACCACGGUCGGACCAGAGACUGCUAAAGGAUUUCACUUCGUCUACCAAGCUGUACCGAGGACCAGCUCGACCCAGUGCAGUUCAGUCCCUGAGCCGCGCUUUGGGAAGCGGCUGGGUAACGACUUUGCAGUUGGCUCGUUGGUCCAGUUCGAGUGCAACCCUGGUUAUGUCCUGCAUGGCUCCACUGCCAUACGGUGUGAGAGUGUCCCUGACAACCUGGCAAAAUGGAAUGACACCCUGCCUACAUGCAUAGUUCCCUGUGGGGGUGCGUUGACCUCUCGACGUGGGACCAUCCUAUCGCCUGGAUAUCCAGAGCCCUACGACAACAACCAGAACUGCGUGUGGAAGGUCUCCGUUCCAGAGGGGGCUGGAAUACAGAUACAAGUUGUGAGUUUUGCCACUGAGCAUAACUGGGACUCUUUGGAUUUUUACGAUGGUGCUGACAACCACGCACCGAGACUGGGCAGCUACUCUGGCACGACCAUCCCCCCUCUCUUGAAUAGUACAUCUAACAACCUCCAUCUCAGCUUCAGCUCUGAUAUUAGUGUCUCAGCUGCUGGUUUUCACCUGGAAUAUACAGCUAUUGGUCUGGAGUCAUGUCCCGAGCCUCAGACGCCAAACUAUGGAAUAAGACAAGGAGACAGAUUUAUGGUGGGAGACGUAGUCCAGUUUUCAUGUGAACAAGGAUACUCUCUUCAGGGCAAUGCCCAUAUCACCUGCAUGCCUGGACCUGUUAGAAGAUGGAACUACCCUGUGCCACUAUGUCUUGCCCAGUGUGGGGGGUCUAUGACAGAUGUAAGUGGAGUGAUUCUAAGUCCUGGUUUCCCCGGUAACUACCCCAGUGGAUUAGACUGCACAUGGACGGUCAACUUACCUGUCGGCUUUGGUAUCCAUCUCCAGUUUCUGAACUUCUCCACUGAAGCGAUCCACGAUUACUUGGAGAUCCGCAGUGGAACGCUGGAGACGGGCUCGGUCAUUGACCGGUUCAGCGGUCCGGUCAUCCCCAAGCCUCUGUUCAGCACCACCCACCAGACCAGCUUCUUCUUCCACAGUGACUAUUCACAAAACAAGCCAGGGUUCCACAGCACAUAUCAAGCCUACCAGCUCCAGAGUUGCCCAGACCCCCGGCCUUUUCGAAACGGCAUUGUGAUUGGCACAGAUUUCAGUGUCGGGAUGACGGUGUCGUUUGAAUGUCUGCCCGGAUAUUCUCUGAUCGGAGAGGCUUCACUCACAUGUUUACAUGGAAUCAGCAGGAACUGGAAUCACCCACUACCGCGAUGUGAAGCUCUCUGUGGUGGCAACAUCACAUCAUUAAAUGGAACCAUUUACUCUCCUGGUCACCCAGAGGAAUACCCCAACUUCCAGGACUGUGUGUGGAGUGUUAGAGUUCCUCCUGGACACGGCAUUUACAUCAAUUUUACUGUACUGAGCACUGAGCCCAUAUAUGACUACAUUACCGUCUGGGAUGGUCCAGACCAAUCAUCUCCUCAGAUUGGACAGUUUAGUGGGAACACAGCUUUGGAGUCGGUCUACUCGACUUCCAACAUCAUCCUCAUCAAAUUCCACUCCGACUUCUCUGGAGCCGGCUUCUUUGUCUUAAGCUACCAUGCCUACCAAUUAAGGGUUUGCCAGCCUCCACCAGAAGUGACCAAUGCUGACAUGCUGAUGGAGGACGGCGAAUUGGAGAUAGGUGACAUCAUCAGGUACAGAUGUCAACCCGGGUUCUCAUUGGUUGGCAGCGAGAUUCUAACAUGUCGCCUCGGAGAAAGACUACAGAUGGAUGCAUCACCUCCAACGUGCCAAGUCCAAUGCCCUGCGCAUGAUGUGCGAUAUGACUCGUCAGGUGUCAUCCUGAGUCCCGGUUGGCCAGAAAGCUACCCCAACCUCCAAAUGUGUUCAUGGAGCAUCACCGUAGAAAAGGGAUACAAUGUCACCAUAACCUUUGAAAGUUUCCACACUGAGAGAGAGUUUGACGUGUUGGAGAUUUUUGAUGGUCCAACAGCCAACAGUCCCACUCUGGCAACUCUGAGCGGAGACCUGCCAGCACCCUUUAACCUCACAACCUCUGGUCACCAGUUCCUGGUCCGCUGGUCUUCGGACCAUGGCACAAACAAGAGAGGCUUCAAAAUGCACUAUGUUGCUCUGUACUGCUCGACCCCAGACUCUCCGCUCCACGGCUCUAUCUCCUCUCAGAGCGGCGGCCAUGUUAACAGCGUGGUGCGCUGGGCUUGCGACCGCGGUUACCGUCUCAUAGGCAACGCCACAGCAACCUGCCGCCGCACGUCGCUCGGCUACCACGCGUGGGACUCUCCGGUACCUGCGUGCCAAGCUGUCUCUUGCGGGGCACCCAAGGCUCCCAUAAAUGGCGGCGUUUUAACAGCCGACUACUCUGUCGGAACAAGAGUUUCCUAUUUUUGUAACGACGGGUUCAGACUCUCCAGCAAGGAACUGACGUCAGCCAUCUGUCAGCCUGAUGGCACAUGGAGCAACCACAAUAAGAUACCGCGAUGUUCUGUGGUGGUGUGCUCCAGCAUCGGGUCAUUUUCUUUAGAGCACGGCCGCUGGAGGAUUGUCAACGGCUCACAUUACGAAUACCGAACUCGCAUUGUGUUCACCUGCGACCCGGGAUACUACAGAUUGGGCCCCGCCCACAUCCAGUGCUUACCGACUGGCGUGUGGAGCUGGAGAAAUGAGAGGCCGCACUGCCAGGUUAUAUCAUGCGGUGAGCUGCCAUCUCCACCCAGUGGGAAGAAGAUUGGUACUCAGACAACAUUUGGCGCUACGGCCAUCUUUACCUGCGACGCUGGGUUCAUGCUGGUGGGGUCAGCUGUCAGAGAGUGCCUGUCAUCUGGGCUUUGGAGUGGAAUGGAAACAAGAUGUUUUGCUGGUCACUGUGGAAUCCCAGAAGGCAUUGUGAACGGCCAGGUGAUCGGAGAGAACUUUGGUUACCGUGAUACGGUCGUGUAUCAGUGUCUGCCCGGCUUUCGACUAAUAGGCUCAUCUGUUCGCAUCUGUCUCCAAGACAACCAGUGGUCUGGACAGCUACCCGUCUGCAUACCGAUCAGCUGCGGCCAUCCAGGAAGUCCCAUAUAUGGUCGUACGGUGGGAAAUGGCUUCAACCUCAACAAUGUGGUCAGCUUCAUUUGCAAUAGGGGUUAUGAAAUGGAGGGGCCCGCACGUGCUCAGUGUCAGGCCAACCGCCAGUGGAGCCACCCGCCCCCAACAUGUAAAGUGGUCAAUUGCUCUGAUCCAGGUAUCCCAGCCAACUCCAUCCGCCAGAGUAAAAUAGAGCAUGGGAACUUUACCUUUGGCACUGUGGUUUUCUACGACUGUAACCCGGGGUAUUACCUGUUUGGAUCACCUGUACUGACCUGUCAACCUACUGGACAGUGGGACAAACCGCUACCUGAAUGUAUAGUUGUAGAUUGUGGUCAUCCCGGCUCUCCCCCUAACGGUGUGCUGAGCGGAGAUAAGUUUACAUUCGGUUCAACAGCUCGAUACUCCUGUCUGGGUGGAAGACAUUUGAAAGGAGAAUCAUCCAGGACUUGUCAGCUCAACGGCAUGUGGAGUGCCCCCAUGCCCUUCUGCUCUGGCGACACGGCUGGUUCCUGCGGUGAUCCUGGCAUUCCCUCCCAGAGUUCGAGGGAACAAACAGAUUUCAGGAUCCGUUCCAACGUUCACUUCAGCUGCUCGGAGGGCUAUGAUCUGAUCGGUUCUUCGGAGAGGAUGUGCUUCCCCAACGGGACGUGGUCUGGCACGCAGCCCUUCUGUAAACCUGUCCAGUGUGGUAACCCCGGCACUCCCAGUAAUGGCAGAGUAUUCCGUUUGGAUGGUACGACCUUUUCUCACUCUGUCAUCUACUCCUGCGUGGACGGCUACCUGCUCACCGGCGCCACCACCAGGCUGUGUCAGGCCAACGGGACGUGGACAGGGGCACAGCCGAACUGUACCAUGAUAAAUUGCGGGGAUCCAGGUGUGCCAGCUAACGGGCUUCGCUACGGAGAAGACUUUACAAUCGGUCAGAAUGUUUCCUUCCAGUGCCAACCAGGAUACAGAAUGGAGGAGGACGGAUCACCUGUGAGGACGUGCACCCACAAUGGGACGUGGAGUGGGAAUAUGCCCAUGUGUACAGCUGUGACCUGCCCGCCUCCCCCUGCCAUCAGUAAUGGGGUACUGCAGGGCAGCGACUUUGAAUGGGGCAGCAGCGUGAGCUACAGUUGCUCACCUGGGUAUGAGCUCUCAUUCCCAGCUGUCCUGACCUGCGUGUCCAAUGGCACCUGGAGCGGCAUGCUACCGCAGUGCUUACCCAAGUUUUGUGGUGACCCAGGUACUCCAGCCGGUGGUUUCAGAGAGGGACGAAGUUUCAUCUACCAAUCAGAAGUCGCCUUCAGUUGUGCUUCUCCUCUCAUUGUUGUCGGCACAGCCACCAGGCUUUGUGAGAGUGACGGUACCUGGAGCGGCACGCAUCCUCGCUGUAUCGAGCCGACCAAGACUAGCUGUGAUAACCCAGGAACGCCGCGCUACGGCUCCUUAAACCGGACCUUCGGUUUCAAGGUGGGAAACGUGGUGUCUUUUCAGUGCCAGCCGGGUCACUUGAUUCAGGGCUCUUCCUCUCGAACCUGCCAGCCUGAUCUGACGUGGAGCGGAGCACAACCUGAGUGCAUACCCCAUGCCUGUAAGCAGCCGGAGAGCCCGCUCCAUGUGGACGUGGUGGGGAUGGAUCUGCCUGGUUUUGGCUACACCUUGGUGUACAGCUGUCAGCAUGGCUUCUUCCUGGCGGGUGGUUCUGAACACAGAGUCUGCAAGAAUGACGGCACUUGGACGGGAAAGAUGCCUAUAUGUCGAGCUGGAGAGAAGAAAAAGCCGGUGAAACCAGCAACAGGAACUCCCAGUCCCAAACUAAACGUUCCCGACGACGUCUUUGCUCCUAACUACAUAUGGAAAGGUUCCUAUAAUUACCGUGGGAGGAAGCAGCCGAUGACAUUGAGCAUCACCAGCUUUAACUCCACAACGGGGAGAGUCAACGUCUCCCUGAGCAACGGCAAUAUGGAACUGCUCCUGUCAGGAGUAUAUAAGGCUUCCGAGGCCAGGCUGUCACUGCUGAUGUACCAGGUGAACUAUGAGAACCAGGGAAACCAGCUCAAAGAUUCAGCCAUCUCUCCAGCCAAAAUCAUAGAUGACUCAUGGACCAUGGAUGGAUUUGUAUCGGCAGAGCCUGACGGUUCUAGUUACGUAUUCCAGGGUUUCAUUCAGGGAAAAGACUACGGACAGUUUGGACUCCAAAGACUGGGUCUGAAUAUGUCAGAGAGCCAGAACUCGCCACCACCUCAGCUUGGUACCAACAGCAGCUCUGUGGCUAUCGCUAUUCUGGUGCCUUUCUUUGCUCUUAUCUUCACUGGCUUUGGCUUCUAUCUCUACAAACAAAGAACCACACCAAAAACACAGUACACAGGCUGCUCAGUCCAUGAGAACAACAACGGCCAGGCUGCCUUUGAGAACCCCAUGUACAACACCAACGCCAAGGCUGUGGAGGAGAAGGUUGUUAGAUUCGAUCCGAAUCUAAAUACUGUCUGCACCAUGGUCUGAGGAUUGAUUAUCCUCUCUUAAAACUCAAUGACUUAGAUAUCUAAUGGGACCACAAUUGGUGUGAGACUGUGGAGGGGGAAGCCUUCGACGCAGACCUGAACAUCGUCAGCAAGGCGGUCUAUACAUUGAUUACAAACUACCUUCAGUCCCAGUUCAGAAACCUAACCUCUCCCCAAGCAGAGGGAACGCUGUCCACUUGAAACCAAAACGCAGCGUUGGCUCCUUUCUUUUACAGCAUUUUGUAUCCACAGAUGAAAUUGAAAACAAAUGUGACCACAAAAUGUCUGCUACCUUUGACUGAUGCGACGCAGAUGUGCCAUCAAGUGACAGAAAUGGAUGCUACCCAAAGGAAAACGAAAGCGGCUAUUAUCCAUCUCUAACCCCAAGACUCGGCUGGUCAUGGAUAGUUUAUAAUUUGAUUCUCAACCCAACACAGCCAUUUUACUUGGACUUCUUAUUUAACCCCAAUCACUCUCUCUAAUACCAAUGGUAAUGAUUAAGCCAUGACCUGCUCGUCGGUUAUCAUGAUAUGUCACCACAACCCAAUGGCGAGUUUUAUAUUACACACAGAGCUUUGGAGAGAGAGAUAGAGAGAGAGAGAGCGCACGUCAUCAGCGCUCUCACCAUGGUUGUACAUCAUUUGAGAUAAACUGCACUACAAAAAUGCGUUGAUUUAAUUUGUACCGCCUUGUCUCCUCAUCUGUACUGAACUGAAAUCCUUACUGUGAGGAACACUGAAGCAAAAUGGCCACAGAUGGAAAAGUGUGACACUGUGAAGGCAAAGAAACCGGUUUCUAAAUAUGUGGGUUUGAAACUGACAGUGAAAGACGCUGUCACCAGCAGAGCAUCGGUUAACUGCACCGACUCGUUGUUGAAUAGGAGCCUGUGAAUGCGACUCGAACAGUACAACCUUCUGUCUCCACAACAACCAGAGGCUCGUAUUACCAGUCUUUUGUUUUUUUUUUUCUAUGAAAGCGGACUCUAAAAACGGCUAAUGCUAGCAGACAGUAGCAAAAGUUGCUUUGAAAAGAGACUAACUCCUAAGCAAAGGAUAAGGGCAGCCCUGGAGACGGAGCUCUAAUCCUAGCUGAACUGGGAUUAGAGCAAAGCAACACUAAAAGGAGUCUGAGGGGGAGCUAGCACUACUAGAACAGAUGAGAAGAGACUGCCUCAUCUGAUGGAUACACUGCUCUUUCAUAUCCACUGGCUAAGAGAAGGAGGAGACAGAGACAACACCGGAACUGAACUGAAAGAAGAGUAAAGGAGUCAUCAAGAGAAGAGACGAGAUCUUAGAAUCCUAACACAGCCAAUCAGAGCCUGUGAAACCUGAAAUCAACCGCUGAGAGAGGUCAACCUUCCCUCUACAUCAUGAAUCGGAUCAGACAGAAUAUGGCCUUGAGGAAAGAUGAUCCUGAUCCUGUGAAUUUAAAUGGAUUCUGAUGAAAAACGGGCGCUGAAUAGAUACAGAGGACUCUGAUGGACUAACAAAGAAAAAUACUUUGAGAAACAGAGAAAGCUCUGGCACUAAAGCACAUUUUACAGGAACACUACCUGUCUACCCACUGAGAGAUGGACUAACACAUGGACAGAUAGAGAGGUGAGAGAGAAACUGACAGGGUGAAUGACAGACAGAGGAGAUGACAGGUACACACACUAACACAAAUCUGUAGAGACAGACAGAAAGACAGAUGGUGUAAAGACCAACAGCUAGACACACAAGGAAGAUAGACAGGUUCAAGACAAGCAGGGUCUUAAGACUGUUGCAGACCAUCAUCCAUUACUCCACAGACAGGUUUACGGUUUGAACACGGAUUAACAGGUUUAUAGAAGGACGGACACAGAGACAGGCCGAUCGACGGGAGACACAGACGGACAUUGACAGACAGGCUCAAAGAAAGACAAACAGGGUUGUAGCCCUACGACUGUGGACACAGUUCCACUGUAAUUCUGCACUCUGCGAGUGCUUAUCUUCUUUCUUUGUUAUUGCUGCAGAAUCUUCUGAUCUGUAAAUCUAUUGCAUAUAUAUUCGGGAGCAUUCACCACCUAUAUUUUUGUGCUAUAUAUUUACCACGGGGGGGGCUGAAGGAGAAAGACGGAUUAUAGCGAUUAUAGAGUUUUUAGCGAGAACAAAAAAUGAAAUAUGAGAAUAAAAGAUACUGCGUGCUGUUCACAGAAGUCACACACACAGUAUUUUCCUUUCCUGCAUUGGAAUUGGUUUAUUUUAAUAUCCUGUGUAACGUGAAGUUCCUCUCACUAUCACUGUCUUUCCCACUGAGGCAAUCACGAGUGUCAGCGGUAUUGUUGUUGUCAUUAUUGUCGAGAUGCAAGGUUUGCCAGCAGCAAUCAUGCUCUUUAAAGUUGACGUGUAGUUUGUGCUAUGGCCAUUUGUUUUGCCCCUUCACUAGAACUGUUGGCUACUGUACGUGUCCUCCACAAAUGCCGCCAUUGUGACACAGACAACAUUUUAAUGAUCUGCUGGAAUAAACGGUUCUGUUUUCUAACCUAACUGGUGAUAUGAUGCCACAGACAUUUUGCACAUCAAAACUCAGAGAUGUCAACAGGAUGCAGUGUUGUCGAGUUAACACAGAGAAAUCCCGGGUCUCAAUGGAACCCACUCGUUGAUUACACAUGGCCAAACGGUCUCUCACAAGGCCACGUAACAGAAGAAACACACGGGGAAAACAAUAGUAAUGAUGAUAAUAAUAGUAAUUGCUUGUGAACUGCCCAACAUGUAGUUUGUGGACGACGGUGUAUGUACAAGAUGUUUCCACCCAUGUAGAAAAUGUGUGUAUUAGUUCAUGUUUUUAUUUUUUUCAUCACACAUUUUAGGAUGUUUUCAAUGGGUUAGUUUGUGAAAUAUUACUGAAAUUACUUUCUAAUUCCGUUGCAAAAUGCACAGGUUUUAACCUCUGUAAAUCACCUGAGUCUAGGUCCUCCCUGUGUUAAAGAUGUCUCACAAAUCAAUACUGAAGUGUCUGAGGUCCAAAUGAAUUCUGUUUUAGGGGGUUUCUGAUAAGAUUUAAUGUGCCCUAGUACCAAAAUCCACAUUCACUAUGAAUUGGCGCACGUUAUUAUUUUCAAGCCUUUAAUUUUAGUUGUUUAAAAAAAAAAGUUUGUACUACCUUUGGCACGUCCUAAGUAGAUUUUAAUCAGUGUUUUGCUUGUGUACAAAAGCUAAAUGGCCUUGAAUGUCAUUUAUUUCAGAGACACUGAAGCGUUGGACUGUCCAUUUGGGAGGAGAGCUUAGGAUUCCACGUCGACAAUUCAGUAAAUCCAUACACAUAACUGAAGGCCAUUGAGAUUUAAUAUUUCCCCUUGCUUUUGCUUAUUUUUAUUUCAUGAAAAUAUAGCCUUAUAAUCUUCGCUCAAUGUUGCUUGGCUGGUAGCUAUCUGAUCCACCAACCUAACUCUUUCAGACUCUGCUGGUCAACCUUCACUGUAUUUAGCUGCCGUGAGCCACUGGAGGCUGCUGUUGCACAUGUUGUUUGGCGUUUCUGAUAGUUUUGUGUGCCGUAAGUGAACCACUGCUAAGUGAAGAGAACUUGCUUGAUUUUUGCGUGCAACCACGCAUAACACAUCCAUAUAGUGGUGUCAUAUUGUAAGAGCUGGGCCUGAAAAUGCACCAUAAUACCAUAGCUAUAUUAAUUAGUCCCCACAUGACAGGAAGUCAUGUAUCAAUGAGCAUGAGUCACUGUUUGUCAGCUUUAGUGCCCAUUUCAGGAAAGACAUAUACAUAUAUACUUGUUUUGAAGAGCCUGGUUUAAAGGCGUACAUCUAAAGUAGGUGAGUUUGGGCCGCACACAUGAUGAAUACCGGUUGGUUUUAAUGAGUUUUGGUCUCAGGGUGAGCGAAAACAUCUACUUUGCUUUUAGAACCCCUGCUGUCGUGACCACAGGCGCCGGCUGCAACCAGCUGAGAGAAAACUCCUUUUUUAAAAAUCAUUCCUGAUUUAAAAGCAGUGGUAGCUGAGGCUUCCUUGUUUAUCACGGCUGCAACUGUCCUGUAAUUCAUCGCUAUAGUGUCAUUGUUUCUUAUUACGGUUUGGAUUGAUUGUUGCUGCUGCUGCUGUUGUCGUCAUCGUUGUCGCUGCUGCUGUUGUUGUUUUUUUCGGUAUGGAUCUGACACAGUGCCUACCAAAAACCAUGGGACCCUCCCCGUCUUCUACACACACACACACACACACACACACGCUCUUUCAAACACAUACACGCUCAAACCUGCUCAAGCGCUCCCCUUCAUCAGAAGUCAUUUUUUUCUAAGCUUCAGUCUAUUUUGCCACAAGCUUUUCCUACUGACUGACCGCAAUAAGACCCAUGUGAUUUGAAAGACGUAAAGCUGUUCCUGCCUGGGGACAUUGGAAAUAUUCACCAUUUGAAAAAAAAAAAAAAAGAAGAAAUAUAGAAUAAAAAAGUGUUUUGUACAGAAAUAUAUUUUUAUGAUGAAAUUAUUUGUAAAAUGUAUGAAUCUAUUAUGUAAAUUUCCAAUGCAAUGUAAGAUUAAAAAAGGCUAAUUGCUUUUGUAAAAAAAAAAACUGUCUGUCUUUGCUCUCUUUUCACUUCCGAUUACUCUGCAAACGGACAUAUGGCAUAACGACUUCAACUGAUUUAUAACAGGCAAACAAAACGUUACACCUGAACAUGGAAAGCUCUGACUGGAAAACUAGUUUCAGGGAGAGCCUUGAAGGGGAAAUACUGCAGGCACAAAGUGUAUAGAAAGAUACUAUACCUCACCUUGAGAUGAACUCCCUAAACUUAUUCCAUUCAUUCAGAGUGAAACUCCUUGAAUCCAACAUUCCACUGCACCUUUGACUGCUGGUGUUACUUUCUGCAACAGAAGCAGGUAAUGGAAAAAGCAAAAUGCUGAGUUCUUACAAGAGAUAUUACCAACUUGAGAAUUUUUUACAGCUUGAAAGUGCAUGUCUGCAGUUUUUUUAUUCUCAAGCAUUCAUUGUACAAACUCAUGAUACUUACAGUCCUCCAACUUUGAAUAUUUAGAGACAGAAUCUCUCAUCUCUCAUUCACUCACAGGUUUCUAUGGAUCAUAUUUAUAUCUGGACACUGGUCUUGCCGCUGCCGUAGUUGUGACAUAUGCAAGAUUAAUUUCCCUGGUUGCUCGGAUCGUGACAGUGAGCGUUUGAACUGUCGGGGAGAGACAGUCACGUCUCUUAAGUCCUGCAUGGUGACAUGUAGCUGUGUUGGGCUGCCCUUUCAAUAGUGUCGAUAGAGGGGUGGUCUGUCUUCAAAUCAUGUGCCAACAUGUGUUAGGGUACUUCGCAGUAACUUAGAGAGCUUUGCUUAUAGGAGGGAUAUUUUGAAAUAUAGUAUUUAUCAUCAUACAGUUGUGAAAUAAUUAACUAGCCAUGUAAAAUGUUGGGAUUUACUCUAACCUCCUACAUUAGGACAGUGUCUUUAUGCCAUCAUUCACUAACAGGUUAUGGAUCAUAUUUAUAUCUGACACUGGUCAUUGGCCACUGCCGCUGUUGUGGCACAUGCAUCAUGAGAUUCCAUGGCUGCUUAUACCGAUGCUGACGGUGAGCGUUUGAACUGUCGGGGAGAGACAGUUCUUACAUCCUGUAAGGUGGCAUGGCGCUGUGUUGGCCAAUCCACAGGCUGCUGUCAGGGUGGGCGGUCAGUCUUCUUCCUCAAGUAUGUCAUGUGUUAGUCUGUGUGAGGGUACUACCGGUGUCCGAUGUAGGAUGGUGGGGUAAUAUACUCUCACCACACUCCUGUCGUGUAAACCAGUAGCAUAUCUGACCUGUAACAUUGGAUUCAGAAUAGAUUUUGUCCGUUAGCACUUUUUUUAAUUUGGCUUAGUAUGUUUGGUGACACCAUGAUAAUUUAAGGAUUACCAAAUCCUUUUUAAUGGAUUUUUAAUGGUUUUUAUGCUCUCAUUCACUCACUCGUUGUUCUUUCUCUCCUCGCUGUAUCAUUAACGCACAUUGCUGACUUUGCUCCUCCACCGGAGUCUCUGUGCUUUCCCACCUCGCAGGUUUCCAUGGAUCCUGGUGAUACCUGGACCCUGGU